CUGUGGACGCUGGUGCUUCACCACAGGAAACAUAGAGAAGAAAACAAAAACGGCAGAGAAGAAGCAAAACCAGCAACAAAGCUCAGAAUGGCUCCUGAAGAUGAUCAACAGCAGAAGGUCUGGGUUAAUUUAGCAACAGAGUAUCCUGAAGUAGUUUUAUGUGUUGGAAAAAUAUGUUUUGGUGAAAAAGCAAGAAAAAAGAUGCCAAAAAAUUCAAAACAAGAUCAAAAAUACACCCUUGCCUAUGCAGUGUGUGCUUUGCUGAACUCUGGAGGAGGUGUCAUAAAAGUAGAGAUUGAAAAUGAAAACUACAAUUUAGAGAGAGAUAAGAUUGGACUAGAUCUAGAAGAGACUUUUCGGUCUCUUGUUUUGUUUCCAGACUGGAGAAAAUACCUGGACUUCGAACAGCGAGAUAAUUACCUUUUGAUUUUUAUUAAAACCUGGAGCAGUGAAAACACAUCCUUAACCUCUGCAAGUGCAAAGCCACGUAUCUGUAGCCUGAGUACUGGAUUGUACGCAAAAUGUGGUGCUUCUCUUUCCCACAUGAACCCUAUGGAAGCUUUUUUGUUCCUUAAAGGAAAGCAAAAUGAAGCCGGGAGAGAGCUUAGCCCAGGACCACCUGAUAAAAGCAGAAAGAGGAGGGCUAGUGACAGAGGCAUGGAUAUUGUAAAUAACACUGUUGCUGAGUUGUUUAAUAGGGACCGACUGCAACAUGGAGAGACAUUGGCUUUCACAGAGUCAGGACAUGUGGAAUUUAAGCACUAUUCAACUGAAAACUUUUUUACUCGUGUCAGAGAGGUGUUACCUCAAUAUAUUGCUGGAUUUGCAAACACAGGUGGUGGGUAUUUAUGGCUUGGUGUGGACGAUGACAGCAGAGUGCAGGGAUUCAGCAGUAAUGAUAAGGAACUUGACAAAUUAGAUCUCCUAAUCAAUUCCAUUCAAAACAAAUUAACCCCCUUCCAUUUCUGCCGGAGUGGAAAUUCACACAAGAUAAGAUAUGAACACAAAAUCUUCAAAGUGUACCGCGAGACUGGAGAUCACUGUGGCUAUGUCUGUGCUGUGAAGAUUCAGCCAUUUACUUGCGUCGUGUUUUCCGAAGACCCAGACUCUUGGCUAGUGGAAGGCAGCACCAUCAGGAGGCUGAGAGCAGACAAGUGGGCUGUGUGGAUGACUGCUGCUGAUCCAGAUCUUUCAAAGUUUUCUGAGGCCUUCAGGCUAGAGCUGAGUCUGGCAGAGGGGUCACCUCUUGUCAAGCCAGUUUAUUCACACCAGGGCCUUGACAGUGUUGAUGAUCUUUGUAAGCAACUGUUUCCAGUGAAAUCCCACAGCAUAAUAUAUACUCCAGAAAAACUCAGUGAAGAUCUCCUCCAAGAGCAUCCAGGGUUGGAUAUUUUAAUGGAAGAUCAAUUGAAGCAGCUUUCUGAGGGAGUUCUGAUAUUUUCCAGAAGCUGGGCUGUUGAGGUCGGCUUGCCAGAAAACCGAGACAUAAUUUGUGAUGUUCUCCUAAUAGCCAAGGAUAGGCCACCCACACUCUAUACAAUCUGUAAGCAUCAUAUCUCAAAGGAUUUGUUUGAAUAUGCAAGAUGCAUAGCCUGGAAACUGAAGGAGAAAUUAGUCAACACUGGGGGCUAUAUUCACAAAUUGUGCGUAAUACCAAAGCUACUGACUUUGGCUCCCAAAAUUAACUGUGGAAAAGAAUGGGAUCUGAAUAUUCAAGAAAUGUAUCCCCAAAACUACAGCCUAAUAGACAGUGUCAACUUGAAGGCCCUCUUGCAUGCUCUCACAGUAGCUCUGCUGACUUUCAAGUCCUUUUUAAGUGACCAUGUUGGUUUUGAGUUUUUGAACCUCUUGACCAUCAAACAAUACCAGCUGCUGUCAGAAAAUCUUCACAAAACUAAGAGGCUGUAUGUUUACGGUCUACCAGGAACAGGAAAAACUAUAGUGGCCCUGAAGAUCAUAGAGAAAAUAAAAAGUAUGCUGAAGUGUGCACAAGAAGAAGUUCUUUAUGUAUGUGAGAACCAGCCUCUGAGAGAUUUUGUGCGGCAGAAAAACAUUUGCCAAGCUGUGACAAGAGUAGCCUUUUUGAAGUCAAGUUUUAAUGGUGUGAAACACAUCAUAAUUGAUGAAGCACAGAAUUUCCGAGAUGAGGAAGGUGAUUGGUAUAAGAAAGCCUUAACUCUCACUUCAUUAGAACACCUCCCUGAGCCCGGCUUUUUCUGGAUUUUCUUGGACUACUUACAGAAAAGUCACACCUUCCCAACUGGUCUUCCAGAAGCAACGUGGCAUGAUCCUGUCGAGUCACUAACCAAAGUGGUUCGUAAUGCUAACAGUAUCUAUAGCUAUCUAAAAGAAAAUAUGGAAAUGAUUGUAAAUUACUCUACCCUAGAUAUUCCUAACCAACGUUUGAAAAGCUUAUUAAGCAGACCCACGUGUGCUCAUGCUGUACAAGGCUGUAUUGAAAGAGUAAGCAAACUAGGCAGAAACGGAAUAGCAAAGUAUGUGGUAACACGUUGUCGUGCAUAUCUUGAAAAGGGUUACUCUGAGAAAGAUAUUGCUAUUCUGUGCUACAGAGAUGAAGAAGUAAGAACAUACUGUGAAAUACUAGCGUCAGAAAUUGAGAAGUCAAAGUCAAAUAUAUCGUUAAGAAAAAUGGAGGGAGGGCUAGAGGAGCAUGCUAUUCUUGACAGUGUCCGUCGUUUCUCUGGCUUAGAAAGAAGCAUUGUCUUUGGUAUUAUUCCUCAAUACUUUCCGUUUCAGAGGGAAAUUUUAAGAAAUAUAUUGGUCUGUGUGGCAUCCAGAGCUAAUUUAAAUCUACACUUGUUAUUUGAGAACUGAAAACAGCUAACCACACAGGAUCCCAACAAGACUCUACUAGUUCUGGUUAUGUACGUUUGAAAUUUCUCACUCCAUAUCUAAGUAGAAGGAUUUCCCUUGUAAUGGCUGGUCAUCUCUAAAAGCCCAGCUAUUCUUGGGAAUGUCUGUUUUAAAUCAAAUGUAAGGUUUCAAUAAUGCAGAGAAAGAGAUGUUUUGAAUGUCAGAAUUACAUCAUUCCCUGAAGGCUCCUUUCAAGGACUUGCAAAACCUGACACUCAGCCUUUGACUGCAUGCAGGUGCAUUGCCAAGUGAAAGUCACUAUGCCAAGACAGGAAACUGGAAGACUUCCUGGCUUUCACCAGCUCACUCCCGUACUCAUAGUACUGCUCAGAAGAGUUACCAAACAGCAGAGGCACCCAGUGUUAAAAAAAGUCUUCUAAGAGACAGCCUCUAUUCAGAUAUCUAGGAAAGUAAAAAUGAGCGCUUCUGUCCAUGCUUUAGCUAGGAAAUACAAAUAAAGGAUUUUUCCAGUAGUUUCCCCACUGAAUUUCAGCAACAGUCAGUAUGGGUUAGAAAAACUCAGUUGCUCCGAAGAGCAGUUUUAGGGCAAGAAGGAAAACUCUGCAUUACAACCCUUAGAUACUAAUGUCAUUUUUUUGUCUUUGUUUCAGACAUGCUGGUUAGAUAAAACUCUAUACAGAGAGUUAGAUGCAAAACACUUUUGAAAAACAGAUCCAAAAUUCCCGAAACUGGGUAUCCAAAGUUGAAGGCUAGUUGGAAACAAACCAUAGUGUUUUCCAUCACAGAACAACCUGUGGCUCAUUUGGUUUAGAAGAACAGUCUGAUAUCCUCCUAAUGUCAUUAUAAAGCACCAGUGAUUUAAUUGAAUGUGGGUACAAUAAGGAGAAUAUAGUGUACACAGCUGGAAUCACCCUCCAAAUAAAUUUGCCUUUAGGUUGUCAAACUUACUAGCUUAAAAAUUCUUGCUUUUCUAGCUUCAGGAAGUUAGAGGCACUUCCCUUUUUUUUUUUUUCCUUAAUCAACAUACAAAGAAAGACUAUCCCCCUGCUUCCUUUCAUAACCUCCAAACCUCAGCAGUUAAUCAUGCCAUGCCUAUCCUAUUAGUGUAAACAUUUAUAUAAUAAAGGUUAAUGUGAUGACCAA
Messenger RNA from Tyto alba (common barn owl), 3978 nucleotides. Its product is annotated as schlafen family member 13. Lineage: Eukaryota; Metazoa; Chordata; Aves; Strigiformes; Tytonidae. The record is from RefSeq and is a predicted model, not a curated record. The transcript has 5 exons. The coding region runs from base 88 to 2835 and encodes 915 amino acids.